AUGUCACGUGGCGGCCUAGCUCCCCGCAAUAUCAUCACCUCUCCAUCUUCCUCUGACAUCAGGCUCCGUCAACAAACAUCGAAUCCAUCUUCCAAAGCCAUUACGAGAAUGAAUCCCACACUCCACGCCGAUACUCCUCCCCCACCGCCUCCAAAGCCCAGCAGCCACGAGGCUAGUCGCAGAGGCACACCACAAGUCAACUCCCCAUUACCAGCGACACCCCAACUCUACCGGCAAAGUCAAUAUGCACCAGACGCCCAAACUCAGCACAUAGCUGGUACUAUCACUUCAAACCCGGCGAAUCCGCCAGCGAGGCCCCCGGCCGUCGAAGAAAAUUGGCUUCCAGAGGGCAUCAAAGAGAAAUCGACGGUCGACCUCCAAACAAUCCUCCAAACUCCCACCCUGAUUUCCGCCCUCUCCUCCAAGCACCCCUCCUACGCAACCCACGAAACAAACCUCCAAACCCUCCUCAAAUACAACCAAGACCUCGCGCACCACCUCCUCGACCUCCAAACGCGCCUCAGCGAGCUCCGCUCCUCAACCGAAACCCUCCUUCUCCAGCAUCAAUCCCUCGAAGUCUCAUGGCGCAAGAAACAAGUUGAGAUGGACUCCGCGCUGGCACCGUGGUCGCCCAAGGCGCUGUACCAGAGGCUAAGUGCGGCGAUUGCGGAGCAGGAGGCUGUUUGUCGGGCUGUUGAGGAGAGUUUCUUGGAGGGCGAGCAUGAGUUGCAUGGGAAGGCGUCUGAGAAAGAGGUUGCGGAGUGGGUGAGGAGGGUCAGGGGGGAGGGGGCGAAGUUGGCGGGGAGGAGGGAGGCUAAGGCGAGGUGGGAUGAGGGGAGGGUUGGAGGGUGGAGGUGA
Molecule: messenger RNA, 858 nt
Organism: Aspergillus calidoustus
Lineage: Eukaryota; Fungi; Ascomycota; Eurotiomycetes; Eurotiales; Aspergillaceae
Source: the annotation of a GenBank genome assembly